GCGGGGGGAAAAGAUGGCGGAGCUGAUGCUCCUCAGCGAGAUCGCGGACCCGACGCGUUUCUUCACCGACAACCUGCUGAGCCCGGAGGACUGGGGUGUGCGAAACAGCCCCUUGUACCCUGGCCUGGAUGAAGUGGCUGAGGAGCAGAUGCAGCUCUUUCGUUGCGUGGAGCAGGAUGUCCCGUUUGACAGCAGCUCUGUGGAUGUGGGGAUGGAUACCAGUCCUCCUGAACCCCCGUGGGACCCUCUGCCUAUCUUCCCAGAUCUUCAGGUGAAGUCUGAGCCAUCCUCCCCCUGUUCUUCCUCCUCCCUCAGCUCUGAAUCAUCACAUCUCUCCACAGAACCCUGCAGACAAGCACCUGGAGUUGGGGAGGUGCUGCGUGUGAAGACAGAAUCCUUAGCACCCCCACUCUGUCUCCUGGGAGAUGAUCCAACAUCCCCUUUUGAAACCGUGCAGAUCACAGUGGGUCCCACCUCUGAUGACCCUUCAGAUAUUCAGACCAAGGUAGAGCCUGUCUCUCCAUCUUCCUCUGUCAACUCUGAGGCCUCCUUGCUAUCAGCAGAUUCUCCCAGCCAGGCUUUUACAGGAGAGGAGGUUCUGGAAGUGAAGACAGAGUCCCCAUCCCCUCCAGGGUGCCUCCUAUGGGAUGUCUCAGCCCCCUCACGUGGAGCUGUCCAGAUCAGCAUGGUUCCAUCCCCUGAUAGUUCCUCAGGCAAAGCCCCACUCAUCCGGAAGCCACCACUGCAGCCCAAACCUGUGGUGCUAACCACUGUCCAGAUGCCAUCCAGAGCUGUGCCUCCAAGCACCACCGUUCUUCUACAGCCCCUCGUCCAGCAGCCCACAGGGCCCCCAGUUGUCCUCAUCCAAGGUGCUAUUCGAGUCCAACCUGAAGGGCCAUCCCCUGCUGUUCCACGACCUGAGAGGAAGAGCAUUGUUCCAGCCCCUAUGCCUGGGAACUCCUGCCCACCUGAAGUGGAUGCAAAGCUGCUGAAGCGGCAGCAGCGAAUGAUCAAGAACAGAGAGUCUGCAUGCCAGUCCCGGAGGAAGAAGAAAGAGUAUCUGCAGGGACUGGAGGCCAGACUGCAGGCAGUGCUGGCUGACAACCAACAGCUGCGCAGGGAGAAUGCUGCCCUCCGGCGGCGACUGGAGGCACUGCUAGCUGAGAACAGCGAGCUCAAGUUAGGGUCUGGAAACAGGAAAGUGGUCUGCAUCAUGGUCUUCCUUCUCUUCAUUGCCUUCAACUUUGGACCUGUUAGCAUCAGUGAGCCUCCUCCAGCUCCUGUCUCUCCUCGGAUGAGCAGGGAGGAGCCUCGACCCCAGAGACAUUUGCUGGAAUUCUCAGAGCAAGAUCCAGUUCAUGGAGUUGAACCCUUCCAGGGGUCCUUUCAGGCCCCUGAGGAGCCUCAGCCAAGCCCCACAGGUCAUCCCAGUUUCAGGAACCUGACAGCCUUCGCUGGGGGUGCCAAAGAGUUACUACUGAGAGACCUAGACCAGCUUUUCCUCUCCUCUGACUGCCGGCACUUCAACCGAACUGAGUCCCUGAGGCUCGCCGAUGAGUUGAGUGGCUGGGUCCAGCGUCACCAGAGAGGCCGACGGAAAAUGCCUCAGAGGGCCCAGGAGAGACAGCCUCUCCAAAUCCUUAGAUCCUUCUCCUUCCAGAAGUCUCAGCUACGGAAGAGGUUGCCUCCAGUUAAGUCAGUCCCCACCCAACCCCUGGGACCUCCAGAAAGGGAUGCUGUGGGCCAACUACAGUUAUAUCGCCACCCAGACCGUUCACAGCCAGAGUUCUUGGAUGCAAUUGACCGUCGGGAAGACACAUUUUAUGUUGUCUCCUUCCAAAGGCCUGGCCUCUCUGCUCCCCAGGACCACUUGCUGCUCCCAGCCAUCAGCCACAACAAGACCUCCAGACCCAAGAUGUCCCUGGUGAUGCCUGCCAUGGCUCCUAAUGAGACCCUAUCAGGCCGGGGGGCCCCAGGGGACUAUGAGGAGAUGAUGCAGAUCGAGUGUGAGGUCAUGGACACCAGGGUGAUUCACAUCAAGACCUCCACGGUGCCCCCCUCGCUCCGAAAACAGCGGUCCCCAACCCCGGGCAAUGCCACAGGUGGCCCCUUGCCAGCUUCUGCAGCCAGCCCAGCCCAUCAGGCCUCCCACCAACCCCUCUACCUCAAUCAUCCCUGACCUCUGCAGUUCACACUGACUUAGAACUGGGGGUGGGGGACACAAAACAACCAAAUGGGACAGUUUCAAAUUUCCCUGAUCCCUGGACUUGGGGCAGUUGGUAAAGACAGAGUGUGGGGUUAAGCACUUUUUAGAAUAUAGGGCUCCUCUCAUUUCUAUGAACCCCCAGUCCUGGUUCUUUCUCUGAGGGCAUUGAGUGAGGUUUGGUUUUGGGGUGGGUGGGCUCCCGAAUACUCUUUAUACUUUUGUUUCUCUCUUUGGGAGUAGAGAUGGGAAUUUAGUCCCCAGGUGGGACAAGGGAAGUUUUUACAUUUUGGAGUUGGUUACUCAAGUAAAGGAGGGGUGGUGGAGGGAGAUCAGUUUAUGUGUGUACGUAUCUUUUUUAUUAUUAAAUAAACAACUUGGAGGGCAUUAAAGGAUUGGUGGCUGCCUUUCUGGCUUAUGACUUCUAGAGGGCCAGCAUCAAAGAACCAAGCACAGAAGAUAUUGCUGGCAAUGGGGUGGGGUAGGUGUGGGGUCACAGACCUCAUGUCAUCCACUUGCCCUACUCCUGCAACUAUUGGGUAUGUCUGUGUCUGUGGAGUGAUACCAGAGGAUUUUACUGGAAUGUGUCUGAGUAAACAGGAAGGAUGGGCCCCACGCCCUUCAGGGUGCAUAGCAGCUCAUUCCCUGCUCUCCAGCAGGUUUCCCCCCCCCCUUGCUUUCCAGGAUGAGCAGCUCACACAAACAACAGGAGCUAGGGCCAGAAGGCGCUCAGCCCAGGAAGGAGGGACCAUGGUGGAGAAGGUUGUGGUAUUUAGGAGGGAAGGGACAUCUUGCAGGACAUCCUCUUAGGGACUGAGACCUGAGGGUUCAGAUGAAAGAAAAAGACAAGAGUGGGUCAGGAAGAAAAUGCUGUGUGUUCUAAUUUGGAGGAAGGGGAACAGGAAAAGUGAGGGGUUUAGUCUGCCCAACCAGGAGGGAUCUCUUAUCGAGCAGCGCAUCAGGCCUGACCCUGCAGGAGUGUCCUGGGUCAGCUGGAGGGUGUAAGCUGGGCCUGGGCUCCAUGCCCAGAUGACUGGACAGGGGCUGCCUGGGCCAUAAGCCCAGGCCUGAAGGAGGAAGAACCUCACAUGUCCAGCCAGGCUCUCCCUCCACACCCCCACCCAUACUGUGUUUGGGGUGAAAACAGACUGGGUAGCUAUGACAACCUGGAACUGGGGCUCCCAGGAACUGGGCUCUCCUCCCUCCAGGGGACAGCCCUGGACCUCAGCCACUUCCUGUCUCAGGUCUCCCUGAACCUUAUCCAGCCCUAUACCAGCGGUAAGUGCCAUGAGAACCAGGAUUUUGGAAGCAGAUCACCUGUUGAGCCUUUGUUAGCUGAUGUCCUUAAACACUCUGGGCCUCUGUGUCCUCAUCUGUAAGAUGCGAUACUCCUACGAAGUUUUCGGUGGUGUAAGGAUGAAAGGUGAUGUUUACAGUGGUUGGUCUGUAGUAGACACUACUUUCCUCAGCCUCUGCUCUGUUCCUCAUUUACAUUGUCUUCCUCUUUUCCCCUUUUAUGCCAUCUAGUUCCAUCACUGUUUUCCUACCCUAUUGUUUUCUCCUUCCUGAUCCCAGUUUGGGAAAGUGAUCAAAGAGCUGGCAUCUCACACUGGGGACUUGAGUGGGACAUGUACUUUUUUCUAAGUGACCAGGGACAGUGGGCACUUUAGUAUGAGCCAGACUUCAGACUGGUCUUAGCUGAGGGAGUGGAGUUUUAGGGAGGACUGAGGAAGCCAUUGAGAUUGGGCAUGUGGGGUGGCAGGGUUGGAAUGGGGAGGUGAAGGCAGGCCCUGGGCUGCUGCCCUUCAGGCCCUUCACGCCCUUCAGGCCCAUUUCCAUUCCUCUGCCUGUACCCUACCCAAGGCCAGCUCAGUAUGCCAGGCUGUUGCCACACCUACAUCUCACUCCUCCUCUUGUGAACCCUCUGUCCCUCUGUUCUGCUUUCCUUGGGCCACCACCUCUUCCUUCCUCAGGAUCCCCACCUUUUGUUCUCUGUCAUCCCUGAACUUAAUGUCCCUCCCUUCAUAUAGACUUCUUGCCUUCCUGUCUGUCCUCCACCAGGAGUUUUCACCAUCCCUUUUGACCCUUUAUUCCUGAUGCAUUUUUUUUCUUUCAUUUUAUUUUUACUUUUUACUCCCUCUACUUUCUUUUAUUUUUCCCUGGGCUUCUCAGGCUCCUGCUGUUGA
Castor canadensis (American beaver) is the source of this 4389-nucleotide messenger RNA. RefSeq names its product activating transcription factor 6 beta (gene Atf6b). The record is from RefSeq and is a predicted model, not a curated record. Gene Ontology annotation, molecular function: RNA polymerase II cis-regulatory region sequence-specific DNA binding; DNA-binding transcription factor activity, RNA polymerase II-specific. NCBI's taxonomy places the organism in Eukaryota, Metazoa, Chordata, Mammalia, Rodentia, Castoridae. Gene Ontology annotation, cellular component: nucleus. Gene Ontology annotation, biological process: regulation of transcription by RNA polymerase II; endoplasmic reticulum unfolded protein response.